AUGCUGAACAAAAUUGUGUGUUCUCCACUCUCGUUGACGCGAUCAGCUCUUCGUGGUACCAUUUAUCGAGAGCGCAAACGACUUUUCAUCUUAAGCCGUGUACCUUUUUUCUCGUUGCAUGUGCGAUCGGCAGAUCAGCUGCCGCCGCAGCUACCGAGCGACAUCACCUUCGAAAUCUGUAGCUCGUCGUCGCCGUCGUCGCCCGCCGCGCCGGCCUCGUCGGCCUCGUCCUCGGCGACGCACGGCGGUGACGACGAGGGCACCGUCGGUGCGGGCGGCGUCUUCAUCAAGACCGAGAGAGUGGUCAGCGGUGUCCACUUCUUGACGGAUCGCACAGACGAGGACCGAACCGACCUUCUGCUACCCAAAUCCGAAGCGGGCGAGAACGAACCGGAGGUCAGGAAGCAGCUGCUGGAAUACCUCAUUCAAAACGACGGUUCCGUAGUCUGCAAGUGGUGCGGCGAGGUGCUUCCGUCGCGAACCCGUUGGUACAGGCACAAGUACAAGCUCCACGUGUCGACCCAGGUGGCCCAGCCGGCGCCGCUCUUCAAGUGCCACAGCUGCAACACGUACUUCAAGUCCCGCAAAGGCUACAUCGGACAUUUAAGUUCCCGUCAUUCGGACAACGAGAACGACGAGAACCGCGAGGAGCCCGGCAAUAAGAAGACACGGAAGACCUCGACCGACAUUGGCAAGGGUCCGGAUUGGGAGCAGCAGCGGGAGAAGGAGGAGAAGUUGGUGGCUGACAUAAUCGACCGGGUGAAGCGGGAGUGCGAGGCGCAGGGUGAAACGGUGACGAGACGCGGCUACUCCAGGAGGUCCACGAUCAUGAACAGCUAAGGCCGAGCCGGCCGCGUCGGCGAGGGGCAACCAUAUCAUCAUCGGGCGAGGCCCUCCUCGUGAUCUCGAAGAGAGAGGUCCGUUCAAUCCCUUCGGUCCUGUCGGCAUCCCUUUCUUUUCUUUCUACAUGCAUUAUAUAUAUAUAUAUAGAUAUCGAUCGUUAUUUUCGAGAAAAUGUAGAAAAACGGCAUAGUGGUUUCUUUAAGUACGAGGGAAAAUUAUAGGAAGGACCGAAAUGGGGAUUGAACGUCUUCGGGUUUCGCGAAGAAGAUACGUUCCUGAUAAUCGAACGAGCUAUCGUUCGGGUGAUGUAAAAAUAAGGGGCACGGCUGUAUAUUUUUUUCCCGACCAGCUGUGGGUGAUGAACGUCGACGACGACGUUUCCACGAUCGCUAUGAUCGUUGCGAAUCCUUGUAAAUAGAGAAGCACUUUCUUUCGUCGCGUAUCAGCGAGUCGCAAAGAACUCUCGAUUACCCAAGUCCCUUUACGUGCGAAGGCAAGGGACUGUAUCGCAAAAAUUUCUUUAAUCUUAUUGUUGAUUUUUUAAAACAAUUUAUGUUGUCAGUUACAGUUGCUUAUAAAAUUAAUUUUAACAAAAAAAGUGGGAUGAAACAGUAUCAAAGAAUGCAAUCAAAAUGGAAGGACGAGACAAAUCUUUGCGCGAUCAAAGUUAGUAGUAAUUAAAAUCCCACAAUUAAUUAUAAUCCAAAAGAGUUAAGUUCCGGCGAAUAAAUUUUAAUACAGAGUUAGAGCUAGAAUAAUAAACGAUAUCAAAGUAAAUUCUUAGGGAUGGCAAUACAUAUUCGAUUUUAUUUACAUUUAGCUUCUGGAGAUCUUUUAAAUUUGUGAUGAACUUUCUUCAUGUUUACAAUUUUCACCCUUUUACGGUCGAUCCAAUAUCGCGUAAUCGAGAGUUCCAUGCACGUCGCGUCAUUACGAGUAAAGGGGAGCUUUCCUCGAAGAAGUGUAAAAGAAGGAGAGAGAAAAUCCAGUGCCAAAUGUAUAUCUUCCCAGGCGCACGGCGAUCGUUUGCUCAACAAGUGCGACCGUACAGUAUACCGAUCUGUUGUUUUUGCUGAUUUUUGACGACGUGCUCAGUCCCGCCGAUGCUGCGUGUCCACGUGAUGCCAAAGGCGGCAACGCCACGCGACAUUUCUACCUAGAACGAAUUAUUAUUCGUUACUUUUAAUAUUGCACUAAUUAAACGGAUUAAUCUCCAAUUAGCAUAAAUGAAAAGGAUGUCGGCAGAAAUUCAUUUAAGAUUGAAAUCUAACAAAAAGAGAGAUUUGACUUUAAAAUGUUUUACAAUUUUUCCUUAUACUUUUUCAUUCGAGACGUAUUAGACACACAUACGUGUUGUUUCUUUUUUAUGAAACACAUCCGGUGUAUCUUGUGCGUGACAUAAUACGCAGCACGUAUUGUGGUACACAGAGCAAAUUGAAAGGAAUCUUAUUGACAUACGGGUACCAACGUUAAUUACAAUUCACUCAAUUACGCGCUCUCCCAGUUACGUCACAAAUAUACCGGGUGCACGAAAUAUACCUGGUGAAAACACGCAGAAGGUGCGGACACGCAUGCUAUUGCACUCGGAUAAUUAGAUCGACACGAUUAUUAGUGUCGCUAGCGGAACAAUAGAUAGAUAGAUAGAUAGAUAGACGAAUAUAUCUGUGCGUGCGUUUAAUCGCAAAAGCACACCCCCGAGGAAAAACCUUUUAAGAAACUGACUGAAAGGCGAAAAUUGAUUAUAAUUUUUGGCAGAUACUUUGACAAUCAAAACAUUCUUCAGCUUACAUCCUAAAAUUAAAAAUUCUUUAAAAAUUAAUUGUUUAGAUUUCUCCUUACUAAUACAAUUGUUAUUCAUUGAAAAUAAUUUUAGAGACUACUCUUUGUGAAUUAUUAUUUUAAUCGAUUCUUAGACACUCUCGUUUUUUUAGCACCUGGGUUUCCCUCGAACGUGGACUUUUAUGAUCGAGCGCACGUGACGUACGAAUAAGUAUGAUAUAAUGCGCACUGAUCGGCACCGGACGUGCGGCGGGCGCGUUAUAUACUCGUGUAUUAAUCUCGCUGAAAUAUUCCAAGAAAGUCUGUCCAUUUUUUCGAAUAUCUCGAAAGUACUUUAAUCCUCAUUAUUCUGUCUUGUGCGCGCCAAAGGAAUCGCGCAAUAUAUACAUAUAUAGGAGGUCCCUCGUAAAUAAAAAUUCAGGACAGCCUGUAAAAAUCACACACACACACACACUUACACGCGACUAGCUUAAGUUUGGUGCUAAUGGACGAGAUAAAGAAAAACACACAUAAUACACACAUACACACGAUCCGAGAUACUCACACAUUUUCCACGUAUAUACAGACGCGCGUUUCUUUGACGACGCGUGAAAACGCAUCGAUCAUUUUGGAAUUUGUAAUCGCGGCGACGAGGCUUCCUCUGACCUUGUCCGCCGGGCAUUACACGCAAUCAUGUACAGAUGGACGCAGGUAUAUAUGAGAGAGUGCGCGCGCUAGUGCACGCGCUGCAUACCGAUCCUGUGGCCCGUGUCCGUGCGGCCCGUGUUUUUUUUUUUAGCGUUACACGCGUCCGCGCGAUUCCCUUCCGUGCGAGAUCGCACGGUCGCGUUUGUACGCACGGCUAAGUAGCGACGCGACGACGUCAAAUCCGUGCGGGGCGUGCACCAGCGGAAGAUAUUAAUUCUGCGAGCUCUGGUUCGAAACGGGACCCCGCCUCGUGUUCAUCUCCCUCUUGAUUAAUCUGAAGGAUCGAUCUUGAAAUUUUAAGAAAUGUACGCGUAUAACGGAGAAUUUAAAUUGAGAACGAGUAUAAUUGAAAAGCAAAGAAACUUACUAAAAAGGAUUUUUGCGAGAAUCACAUCAUGAUCGCGCGUGUCUUCCCUCUGAAGGAUCUCUCUUUUUGUCCUUGCAUUUCUAUAAAUUAUCAUAUAUUAUAGAUUUGAAUUUAUAAGCGUCACUAAAUUUCUGCAAAUUAUUAGCGAGUAAAAGCACAAUUUCAGGAUGUAUUGUAAAAUACAUUCUUUUGAAGAAAGAACCCCCCAACAAUGAGUUACGUGAAAAGCCAUUCCUAAAAUCUUUCAAGGAAUUUUGGAAAGAGAUAUCGUUUAGCCAAAAAGAAAGGGAAUUUCUAGUCAUUAAUUCCACGCGUUCCAAUGACUCGUUAAGAAAUAUAUCAAAUCCAGUAUAUAUAGCCGUAAAUGAAAUAUUUUAUACUAUUUUAAGGUCAUAUACAUUUAUAUGCGAAAAACAUAUAGGAGAAUUGCGUUCAGUCUUUUCCGGAAUUCAACGUUGUGCCAAUGAUAAAGUUUUUGCGGUCGACUAAAGUUUACUAUCACGCAAUGUUAUUAAUAGCAAUUUUAAGAAGAAAAAAAAAAGAUUAGACGAACCUCGUAGCUUAAAAACAGCGCUUCCCCAUAAAUUGCGUAGCGACCCGCGCUCUUAUCGAUAUGACCCGCGGGCGUCGAUAACAUUUUGGACUCUCCAUAAGUGAUAUCAGUCGUCUUCCAGUGAUAUCGCGUCUGUAAAUAUAGCGAUCUCUAAUCCGUACCAAGGAA
Messenger RNA from Temnothorax curvispinosus, 4397 nucleotides. RefSeq lists its product as uncharacterized. The transcript is spliced from 4 exons. Lineage: Eukaryota; Metazoa; Arthropoda; Insecta; Hymenoptera; Formicidae. The coding region runs from base 1 to 840 and encodes 279 amino acids. The record is from RefSeq and is a predicted model, not a curated record.